This is a messenger RNA of Eubalaena glacialis (North Atlantic right whale), 646 nucleotides long. RefSeq names its product prokineticin 2 (gene PROK2). NCBI's taxonomy places the organism in Eukaryota, Metazoa, Chordata, Mammalia, Artiodactyla, Balaenidae. The transcript has 4 exons. The coding region runs from base 46 to 435 and encodes 129 amino acids. The record is from RefSeq and is a predicted model, not a curated record.
GCGCCCCCAACGGCCCCCCAACCGCCGCCCAGGCCCGAGGGCGCCAUGAGUAGCCCGCGCUGCGCCCCGCUGCUGCUCCUGCUGCUUCUGCCGCCGCUGCUGCCCAAGCCCCCCGCGGGGGACGCCGCCGUCAUCACCGGGGCCUGCGACAAGGACCCCCAGUGUGGUGGAGCCAUGUGCUGUGCUGUUAGUAUCUGGGUUAAGAGCAUACGGAUUUGCACACCGAUGGGCAAAGUGGGAGACAGCUGCCAUCCGCUGACUCGUAAAAACCAUUUUGGAAAUGGAAGGCAGGAAAGAAGAAAGAGGAAGAGAAGAAAAAGGAAAAAGGAGGUUCCAUUUUUUGGACGGAGACUGCAUCACACGUGUCCAUGCAUGCCCGGCUUAGCCUGUUCACGGACUUCGUUUAACCGAUACACUUGCUUAGCCCGAAAGUAACCACUUCAGAGGAGAAACUUUAAAUGUGAACAGCCACACGAUGUCCGUAAAGUCUGUUUACCUGUGAUUGUACCAAACAAAUAAUAUGCCAGAAAGAAAUGCUACUGCUUCCUCAACUUUCCAAGUAACAUUUUCCUCUUUGAUUUUUAAGUGAUGUGUUACUUUUCUUUUUUUUUUAAUCGAAAGCGGACUUAUGUUUUGAAUAGAAAUG